This is a messenger RNA of Symbiodinium natans, 888 nucleotides long. NCBI's taxonomy places the organism in Eukaryota, Dinophyceae, Suessiales, Symbiodiniaceae. The record is from the annotation of a GenBank genome assembly.
AUGUGGCGCUACGCCAACUUCGGCCGCAGGCUCAGCUCGCAGGCAAAAGGCUUCGAGUUUUCCACGCUUGUCAUCUACCACACGCUUCGUGGCGGGCCGCGCUUCCGCCACUUCGGCCACAUCCACACGCUGGUUCACAAGGAAGGCCAUUCUCACACCGGCAUCUUCCGCAAGUCGUUCUGGCCGAUGAACUACCUGUGCGAGUGGUGGAUUGGGCCUUUCUACGGUGUGGUUCCGAACAGCUAUAGCAUCGCCCACAUGAAGAUCCACCACCGGUGGCACAACGACGUCGACGACGUUCACACGAACCUAGACCUGGACCGGACCAAGCUGUCCUCGUUCUUCAUCUACACGCCGCGUUUCAGCUUGUACUGGAUGGGUAUCAGCCCGGUGGCCCUCCUGGCCAAGCGCAAGGAGUGGGUCCUGGUUCGGCAGAUGCUCGAAGGGAUGCUGGCCUACUACGGGGUGACGCUUCUUCUCUUCCUCUGGAGCCCAACCUUUUGCAUCGUCUACUGGGUCUUCUGCCAUCUCGAAGGAAUGCUCCUGCUCUGUGCCAUCUCGUACCUCUGGCAUGCCUUCGUGGAGGAGUCUGAUCCUGGAAACCAGUACGUCAACUCCGUGACGAUCCUCGACGGCCACGACAACACCUUCAACGAGGACUACCACGUCGUGCACCAUCACUCCCCUUCGACGCACUGGUCGGACGCUCCGGCUCACUUCGAGGCGCACAAGGAGGAGUAUGCAGCUGUGAACGCGACCAUCUUCCGCGAUACGGAGGAAGGCAUGCUCAUACAGAUGCUAUUCGAAAAUGACUGGGAUGGCAUGGCCCGGCACUUUGUCCCGACCUCGGCACCCAGUGAGGAGGGCUUCUUGCAGUUUCCGGCGUAG